AUGAGCGUGAUCAUGUCGGAGCCGCAGAUCGGCGUCACCUCAACCGCCGACAAAGACUACAAGAUACUGGCGGACGACAAAGACACGGAGAACCGCAAGAGCUCGUCGACCUACACUAUCUCGAACCUUUUGGAGAAGAAGGAGAAGGAGUCGUCGCCGUCGAGCAGCUCGAGCGAGGAGGACUCGGCGAGCACCGACGACGAUCAGCGCAGUCCCUCGUCGUCCGAAGCCACCUCGGGCUCCUCGUUCCUUUUCCCGGCCACCUCAUCUUCUUCGGAGAACGCUCCGCUGCAGAACGCGUUGAUGGCCCAGUUGAUGGGCGGCGGCGGCGGUGGCGGUGGCGGGCCGGUGGAUCCGAGCUCACUUCAGGUACGGUCCCCUAGAAGUUCGGUAUGGUCCCUAGAAGAUUUGCGUCUGUUUUUCAGGCCUACUUCAUGCUCCUCUCCUCUCAAAUAAACUCGGCGGCGGCUGUGAAUCGAGCCGCUCAGGAGAAUGGUUAGUUUUGAUUCGUCCCCACACAUGUUGAGUCAUCACACAGCUGCCCCCCCCCGCGGGAUCACUACCGUAUUCAUACGGAUGGCCAACAAAUUGCAUAACAAUAAUUUGAUCAUAUUAGAGCAGUUCGGGGGGGGACCAGCAUUUAAAAAUUCCUAGUGGAUCCGUUAGAUCGGCACGCAGACAUCUGCCGAUUUACAACUGUACAAAUGUGUGAAGCUCGUAAACCCCCCGCUUUGCAACAUUUCCUUUAUGACCCCCCCACCAAGCACAGGGGACCAAUGUCGAAAACUUUGACAACUCAAGGACGCUUCGAUUUCGACGUAAUUAAUGAGGCAGUUUGUCCACACAAAAGGGGGGGGGGGGUCUGUCCGUCAAAAUUAAUGAGAUAUGAACAUUGUUAGGUGGAUCCCUAGGGGUACAGUACUCUUUUACGUUCCGUUACCCCCCUAACCGCUUGGCGCCGUGUCUGUCUGUCCCGGAAACAAAACAUGAAUGUGUACUUAGUCUGACCUUCUUACAACACUUUUUUUUUGUUUUCUGCGCCUUCCCCAUAUGUAUUACCAUGCGUCGCAUUAUGAUGAGCGUUGGGUUCAAUCGACCGGAAGCGCGCGUCCAACUUUGGGGGACCAAAAGACACACACUCAAAUUACAGUGAACCGUGCGCUGAACCCGUUCAACUUGCUCGGCGGACUAUCCGCCGGACUGCCGGCCCUCUCGCCAAUGGGCCGUCUGCCGCACUCGAUGCAGUUGUCGCCAAACUCGUUGAAUAUGCAGAAGAAGCAGAGUAGACCGACUUUUACCGGACAUCAGGUGAGCGCAACUUUGAGGGACCACCCGAACUUAUACGGGACCACUUUCAGAUCUAUCAGUUGGAGCGGAAGUUCGAGCAAACCAAGUAUUUGGCGGGUGCGGAUCGUGCUCAACUUGCUCAGGAGUUGAAUAUGAGUGAAAGCCAGGUCAAGGUAAGCGGUUGAAGGCAAAGUUUUUUUCCACAUGGUGCAUCGACCACUCUCGCACAUUCCACGUUCCUAACCAUAUCAAUCAUAAUAAUAAUAAUAAUGACACAAUAGUGUAUAUAGUUCUGUAUUGUGCGAAACCCAUCUGACUCAUGCCCCAUGUCAUUAUUAUGAUUAUAACAUUAUAACAACCUGUCGCAUGUCAUCCAACUUUCGCCUUUUUUGUCAUCAGGAGGUGUAUAAUAGGAUUUCAUUUAUGUGAUUAGGGGAACGGCCGUAUCCGGUUACUGUAGUCGCGCGAGACGGGGCGGGCGGGACACACCUCAUUUCACUCAUAUAUGAGAGGGAAUGCGACCACGUUGUUCCGUCGCCACACUCUUCCCUCAAUUCGGUUAUCGAAUUACGGUAGCGGGGGAUGGAUCAUCUAGAUGGUGCAUCGACCAAAAUGAUCAUAGUUAGUCGCAUACAUAGUUGAAGAUAGUUAUGCAUAAUAUCCUAAACAUCUGCCUCCACAAUACUCCCUCGGGGCCCCCACCCCCCACCACUAAAAGAAGGGAAAAGAAAGACGAAGAAGAACAUGUUCUAGUUCAUUUCGAUUCAAAUAUUUUAAUUUUAUUUGAUAUCAUGUGUCGUCGCGCCGAGCCUCUUGCUCGCGCGGAGAGAAAGAGUUGUAUGAGUGACAGAUGGGAAAUGGAAAAGGAAAAGGGAAAAGCUGCUGACGUGGCGGCGGGUGUUUAAAUUCUUGGAAUCUGGGGGUUCAUCUCAGAAACAGAGCGCACGGCGACCAAAAACGUAGAAAGGGGCGUGGCCUAGAGUGCACGGUUUAUCACCAUUUUUUUGGCGCGAAAUUCGAAAUUUAACCCCAUUUUUCACGUUUUUCACGUUCAAACAUUACCCAAAUUUUGUACGCGUUUCGACGAUGCGAUUGCAUAAUAACUUUGUUAAACUAAUCAUCGCGCGCACUUUUUGAGCUUAAAACGAGCAGGUUUCAUUUAGAAAUGAAUAAAUUGAAUCGAUUUUCAAGUUUUGUGCUGAAAAUGCGCGAAUUUCAGUCAUUCGCCGAUACUUUUUGCCGUUUGAACGCUUAAAAUACUUGUAUUGAAGUGCUUAAUCACUUCCGAAACACUCACUUUGUCUCAAAAUGAUCCAGAUCGGCCGGUAUGAAAAUUCCGAAUUGCGAAAUAUGCCAAAAACGUCUCAAACGCGGCGUUUUCACGAAAAUUUCAAUGUUUUCUUCUUUCGUCGUCAGCAAACACACAAAAAUAUCGACGGAAAAGUGUGCUGGAAUUGCGGCAAUUUUCAGAAAACGCGUCUCAGAUUAGGCCACGCCCCCGGACGCCGUGGCGCAGAGUAGAGAUUCUAUGCCCCUGUCAAACGUUUCAAUUUUGCAGGUCUGGUUCCAAAAUCGUCGGACAAAGUGGCGCAAGAAGGAGGCGGCGGACAAUGCUCUUGUGAAGCGCGGAGCCAGCGGCGACAAAUCGCCGUGCUCACUGAGCCCGUUCCUGAGCGCCGGCAUCUAG
Molecule: messenger RNA, 2974 nt
Organism: Caenorhabditis sp. 36 PRJEB53466
Lineage: Eukaryota; Metazoa; Nematoda; Chromadorea; Rhabditida; Rhabditidae
Source: the annotation of a GenBank genome assembly